AUGGAGCGGAUACGCGUGAGCAAGGUAGAAGGUGUCUAUCUCCUCCGCAGAGGCACUCGCUUUGAUGGCACGCUGCAUCUCAUGCCCCACCACAUCGUCUUCAGCUACCUACCCAGCCUGCCUGCAGACGCACCCGCAGACGCGAAACCACCCAGGCAGAAGGAAGUAUGGAUCACAUAUCCAAUGAUCAACCACUGCAGCCUUAAGCCUUGCCCGCCUAUCCUUCGCCAGGAGUCCUCGAUCCGCAUAAGGUGUCGCGACUUUACCUUCUUCGCCUUCUUCUUCCCCGAUGAGAAGAAGGCGCGUGACGUGUACGACAGUAUCCGUGCACUGUCGUGCAAGAUAGGAAGAUUGGACAAGCUGCUAGCUUUUACCUACCAGCCAAAGCCACCAGAAGACCAGCAAGACGGGUGGAACAUCUAUGACGCGCGGCGGGAGUGGAAACGUUUAGGCAUCAGCCCCAAAGACACGGAGAAGGGUUGGCGGAUAUCGGAGAUCAAUGUGGAGUACAAGGUACAUAAUUUGCGACAGAUACAGAUUAAGGCAUGUCUUGACGAGUGGAACAGUACUCAGCGACAUACCCCGCCCUGCUCGUCGUGCCCACCAAUGUCUCGGACAGCGUCCUUCGAUAUGCCGGCGAUCGACGGCACCGGGAAUGCCGGAAGAACCACCGUGGACGACCUGACCGGAUCCGCGGAAACAGACCCCGACCUACCCAAGAUAUACGGAGCUCAGCAGCGGAAUCUGAUUGUCGACGCCAGGCCCACAAUCAAUGCUUACGCCAUGCAGGCGGUCGGACUGGGUUCGGAGAAGAUGGACUACUAUCCUGGCGCAGAGAAGGCCUAUCUCGGCAUUGACAACAUUCAUGUCAUGCGGAAGUCACUGGAUACUGUCAUCGAGGCCUUGAAAGAAUCCGAUCUGAUAUCAUUCCCUCCAAACAGGCAGUUGCUAGCCAAGAGCAACUGGAUCAAGCACAUUGCAAACAUCUUGGACGGAACUGCCCUGAUAGCUCGUACUGUGGGCAUCAUGCACUCGCACGUUCUUAUCCACUGCUCAGACGGAUGGGAUCGCACAAGUCAGCUGAGCGCACUCAGUCAGAUACUCCUGGACCCGUACUACCGGACACUAGAAGGUUUCAUCGUCCUAGUAGAGAAGGACUGGCUGUCCUUUGGUCACAUGUUUCGGCAUCGAUCAGGAUUCCUGAGCCACGAAAAAUGGUUCACAGUUGAGAAUGAAAAGAUUGAACGCAAGGAUGGCCAAGGAGGGGGCAACGCCUUUGACAAUGCCAUUCGCGGUGCACGAGGUCUCUUCAACCGUCACAAUGAGUCGAACGAAUCAUUGAAUCAGCUUCCAGAGUCCAACGGCGAUAACGUUACGGACAUUGCCGAUAUUACUGCGCCGAAGCCUGAAAAGAUCGGGGCAGCAGAAGAACACCGAGUCACCAAGGUGAAUGAACUGUCGCCUGUCUUCCAUCAGUUCCUUGACUGUGUCUAUCAAUUGCAUUACCAACAUCCAACACGCUUUGAGUUUAGUGAGCGCUUUUUGAGGCGCUUGCUAUACCAUCUCUACUCUUGUCAGUACGGUACAUUCCUUUUUGACAACGAGAAGGAGCGCGUAGAUUCAAGAGCAAAAGAGCGUACAAGGAGCGUAUGGGACUACUUCCUUUGCCGGAAGCAGGAGUUCAUGAACCCAAAGUAUGAUCCGGAAACGGACGACACCAUUCGUGGAAAAGAGCGGAUAAUAUUCCCUCGAAAAGGAGAGGCACGCUGGUGGGCAGAGUGCUUUGGUCGCACUGAUGAAGAAAUGAACGUCUUUGGACCUCAGGCUCCACCAAGCCUUACGCCACAGACUAGCAUCGCGAGCAACGGAAAGAGUGGUACUACCACACCGAUACCCGAGGAGCCUAUCGUCACUGGCAUAGAGACAGCGGACGGAGCCAUCGGUGCGGGCACGACGGUGAAUCUUCCGCCUACGCACGCCAUCGGUGAUCGCUCACCAAAAGUAUCCAGCACGCCGAAGCCUUUCGAUGCGGCUGCGGCGCUUGGGCAGGAUCUCCGACAGGGCGUCAUGGCAAGUUUUGAGAAGCUGGGAAUCACUGCAAGCUCAAGCAGGGCCGUUAGCCCUGCUGCAGAAAGUAACAGAGCAAGCGCGGACGUUGCGCGAGAAGCUGUCAAGCCGAGUUCGCAGCUCAGCCCAGACAUUGAUCAAAAGCCACAGCAAGCCCCAAAGCCUGAAGACGUGAAGAUUGCGCAGCCUGAAGAUGAUAGCAUUGAUAUGAACGCGGAUAAAAGUGCGGAACAGGUGUUAGAGACGGAGGCAGCGCAAAACACUGACCUGGGUCUUGGAUCAAAUAUUGUCGAGAAGAAGGCGGAGAAUCGAACUAGAAGUAGAAAGCCCAGCCACAACCCUGAGGAGAAGAAGGAUGUUGUUGAGAUGGAGAUGCAAUGA
Messenger RNA from Pyrenophora tritici-repentis Pt-1C-BFP, 2448 nucleotides. NCBI's taxonomy places the organism in Eukaryota, Fungi, Ascomycota, Dothideomycetes, Pleosporales, Pleosporaceae. The record is from RefSeq and is a predicted model, not a curated record.